This is a messenger RNA of Papilio xuthus (Asian swallowtail), 3227 nucleotides long. RefSeq lists its product as uncharacterized. The transcript is spliced from 9 exons. The record is from RefSeq and is a predicted model, not a curated record. The coding region runs from base 1965 to 2999 and encodes 344 amino acids. Lineage: Eukaryota; Metazoa; Arthropoda; Insecta; Lepidoptera; Papilionidae.
AACAGCUUGCAUACCUUGUUUGUUAGCGACCAGAAAAGAAGGUAAACAGGAAGGUUUUCUGAACCCAAUUGAGAAAGAAGGAAUUCCAUUACAUACUUUACAUGCAGAUGCAUAUAGGUCCAUUAACGGAAACAAAAAAGCUAUAUAAUCAUAUAUUUACAGUGGUUGAUGCAUUUACAAAGUUUGUAUGGUUGUAUCCUACCAAUUCGACAUCCAGUACAGAAGUUAUAAGUAAAUUACAAAUUCACCAGCACACUUUUGGAAAUCCUACAAGAAUAAUAACGGACAAAGGUACAGCGUUCACCAGUGGAAGUUUUAAGACAUACUGCGAAGAUGAAGGUAUCCAACAUGUUAUGAUUACUACAGGAGUGCUAAGACAAGUAAGAAGAAUUCAUCGCAUAUUGAUUCCAGUAUUAACUAAAUUAUGCAUCGAAGAUCCAUCAGCGUGGUACAAGCACAUAGGUAAGGUCCAAAAAGCAAUUAACAGUACAUACUGCAGAAGCAUUGAUACUUCACCAUUUCAAUUGUUAACAGGUACCAAGAUGAAGUGUAAGCAAGAUAUUGAUUUAGUAAAUUUAUUGCAAAAAGAGAACAUAAUACAAUACAAUGAAGAUAGAGAAAAUUUAAGGCAGAAUGCCAAACAACAAAUUCAAAGAAUUCAAGAAGAAAACAUAAGGAAUUUUAAUUAAAAGAGAAAGGAAAGUUCAAAGUAUGACAUUGGAGAUCAUGUAGCAAUUAAAAGUACACAAUUUGGCCCAGGUUUGAAUUUAAAGCCAAAGUAUCUUGGUCCAUACAAAAUAAAGUCAAACGUAACAACAGAUAUGAUGUACAGAAGGUUUACAGCGAGACAGAAGGACCUCAUCAGUCAUCAACAGCGGCAGACUACAUGAAACCAUGGCCUGAGGAAGAUAGCGAAUGAAUUGUCAACUAAUGUAUGAAUGUAUGAGAGAGUUUUGUUUAUAUUGUUUGUUUUUAAAUAUUUAGAGUAGCAGAUCUAUUUCCAGAUAAUAUAAGGUAUAAGAUAAAAGAAGUCAGAUAGCAGUUACAAUUAUAAUCUUAAGAUGUCCUAUAUUUGUAGUUAUCUCAUGUAAAAAUAAAGAGGUUCUUGUAUGAUUAUAAUAUUUUAAGGACAGGAGUUAACUAUUAACUGUUAAAGAUAACUGUCAGAGUAAAAACAUUGUUUAUUCAGUAUUCAAGUUAUUAUUUUUUGUUUGUUUAUUUAAAAGUGUAAAUGUUAUUAUAAGAUUUUGGAUAUCAUUGUUGUUAAGGAUAAUGUGUUAUGUGAUAAGAUGGGUUAACUUUAUUUGUAAGAUUGAUAUAUUGUAACUCUUGUACGUUUGUGUGUAUGGGGAUAUCUCAAUUUAUAUUUUUGUAUAAUGUAGUGGUGGUAUGUCAGAGGAGAGUAGGGGGUGGCUAGAGGCAGCCAAACCCGCAGGAUGGCCGAGAUUUAGAUGCAUGAAUGACUGAUUGGACAGAAUGGAACGGAAGUUGGACAGUGAAAGGAACAAUGGAAGGACGGCAAGACGAAACGAGUGCAAGUGAAAAUAUAUUAUAAAGCAGUAAAUAAAAUAAUAAGAAGACGAAAAUCUUUCAUUCUGCCCACCACCUCACCACAUAUACGACCACGAUGACGUCGAUGUAUUUAGCUCAAGGCAAAGCCGCUUAAUAUACUUUUUGCUAAACCUAAAAUGUUGCAUGAACAAAUUUUCACGCAUGUUCACUUUUUCCAUAUUCUACUGACAACAAAACCGAUGAAGUUUUGACCACGAACUUUGACAACGAGACAAGACAUGUUAGAAUUUUUAUUAAACUUCUAUCAAAGCGUGUGUGUAGUGCUAGUUACUGGAUCUAGUUUUCACUUGUUUUAUAGUCAAUUACAAUUUUUAUCAAAUUAAAAUUAAUGACUAAACUAUAAAGCUUUGGAGUAACAGUCUAUCAAACCUGCGUUCAAACAGGCCACAGUUAUGGUUCCAAUAAAAACAUUUUUUAAAACUUCCAUGUUCCUGAUGCUGUUUUCAUCAGCGUUGGGGGGCAACGGUGAUGUGUCUUCAUUCCAACUGCUGGCCCGACUAUCGUUUCCAACAGUUGAGACGAAACCGUACAACUUGCCGAGUGUAAAAGAGAUAGACCCACGGCAUAGCUACGCUGAUGAGAAAUUCGAAAGGCUGCAGGAGUACUACAGCUAUAUGAACAGCCGUAUCAAGGAACCGCACAAUCCGAUAGAGCGACGUGAGAUUCUAGAGACGGCUCAGAAAAGACUUUACACGUUCAUAGACACGCACAUAAAGGAUUUAAAGCGAUUACUCUUCGAGACAGACAUGGCGUUAAUGUCUAUGGUACUUUUAAAACUCAAUAAAAAAAUGGACACAUCCGAAGCUAAAAUAAAAUCAACACAGGCUAAAAUACCAUUCGGAUUAUAUGCCAGUCCUGAGUUCAAAUGUCUAGGAACAUCUUACUACAUAGCUUCAGCUCACAACCAAGAGGACGCACAAAUGAUAUUAUCAAGCGAAAGGAAACCACAUUGCUAUACGUUUAGAGGUGCAUUUGCAUUCUCCGGUUUCUACCAUCGACAUUCAGAGACAACGUACGUGGGUCCUCACGCAGAACAAUUCCAAGCCAAAGACCCCAGCCAGGGUCUGUACUGCCAUUCUGAUGAUAAUUGGAGUGACGCACAGUGCAUCUACAAAAUAAAUCCUCGCGAAGAGUUCCCUGAAUCGGUGGAGUAUGAGCCUAAGGUGUCGUACUGGUGCGGACCCUAUCGAUACUUCUUGCCUGCCACUACUGACGUCCGUUGCAUUUUCUCUAUAUUCUCUAUGAAUUUUAUACUACGCUUCGGAUACGAUGGCGUCAGUUAUAAGAGCUCCGAUCUAUCAUUUAUGUACCAGAACGGGCAAGUAUUCUACACGGACGAGCCAUGGGCGGGCAUGUCGUGCUGGAACUGGGCGUGCAAGUGGCGACACAACCAAAACCAGCGGUCCAACGAGUUCUUUGUCAAUUAAAUGUAAAAAAAAACAAUAUUUGUGUUAACUGUCACCUGAGACUCUGUCUCCUCUGAAUAAAAAAAAACAACUUAAUACAUCUAACAUUACUACCACUUCGGCAAGCGUUAUCGCUGGGAGAAGAAGUGGCGGAAGAAACUCCAGCAACGCUUCUAUUAUUAAUAGGAGAAAAUCUAUCUGCUAUGAGGUCGUAUCGCGAGAAUGAUUGCCGAUUAUCAACUACCAACU